AUGAUUCGGAAAAGAAAGUCAAAAGUAGUAGAAAAUGAUGAGUUCGAGGGGAAUAACGAGCAGGAAUUAAUGGAAGGACAGGGUUUGUAUAGAAAAAAUAACUCGGCUAUGAAAUGUAUGGAAGAUAAAUACGAAGUUGAGGGAGAAGGAAAUAGAACAGAAGGUACAGAAUUGAAAAUUUUUGAAAAAUUGAAAAGUUCUUCUUAUUCAAACAAUCGAGCACAUGUGCAGGAAAACAAAAUUGAGGUAAGAAAUUUUGCUGAAAUUGAAUGUGGUGCAAGUAUUGAAAAUGAGAAAAUUUCAGAAAGAGAAGAAACUAUGCAAAGUUUAAAUACAAUGGACCAAAUAAAUUAUUGUCACUCUGGGAAUAUUAAUAGAUUGAAAGCUAAUAAAAAGAAUGAAGCAAAAUUUAAAGGAAUUGAUGAAUUGUGUGAUAAAUAUGAUAAGGAAGUACAAAAUUUGCUGGAAAACUUCGACCAUUUGAGUUUUUCCUGGUUAUUUAAAAAUCCUUUUCACCCAACAAUCGGCAGAGACGAGAAAAUUGUUCGAAUAUUUUACUACUGUGGUUUCUCCUUUUUGCCAUAUUUAGGAUGGGUCAUAGCUUCAAUUUUUGGAUCCUUUUGCAAAGAAAAAAAAAAUAAUAAUAUCGUAACGCUACGAAUUAUUAGUUCCAUUCAAUGUGCCUUCUUCGGGCUAGUUAUUAUAUUAAUAGUGGCAGUGAUUAACAUGAAUAACCGAAGUGCUCUGCAAUGCAAAUAUGACGGAAUAUCAUUUAAAAAAAAGCUGGUGAAGGACGCGAAAUACAAUGUUGUAUUUUUUGGACCCAUGAGUACGGAAGACUGGAUGAAUUCGAGAUUGGCGAAAAUCUCGGAGGAUCUACAGUUCAAUAUAUACACUAUUAGCUACCCAAAUAUUAAGAAUCGAAUAAUCAAAAGAAAACACCAUGUAUUUUUGAAAGACGCCUUAUCAUGCGCAAAGCUGAAACAUUCCUAUGUUAUCCUAUUUUCAUUUCAAAUUGAAAGUGCACUAAAUUUUACAAUACCCUUUCUUGAAAAAAAUGAAAUUCUAGGAUUUUUAAGCUUCUCUAAAAAAUUCCCAAAAAUGGCACCCACAUUAGAGAAUAAGGGACAGGAAAAUAUAAUUUAUUUUACUCCUACUGAAAAAAGUUUUUAUGACAUAUACAGCUCUAUAACUUUAAGGAUGUGUAGAAAUGAACAAAAAAAAUACUACAAUAUUUUGCAUGUAAUACAUCAUAGCUUCAAUAAGUACCGGAUUAGAUGCGUGAAAAAUUUAGCAGAAGACUAUAGCAUAAUAAUGAAUAAUUUUAACUUCAACACUAUUGGGGUUGAUGAUAAAGGAACUAAAUAUGAAGAUGACGAUUUUAAAGAAGUAAUUGAUGAUUUUUAUCAAUACUUAGCAUUUGUUCGUGAUAUUAUUUCACAGAAGAAUUUAGAAUUUUAUAGAAAAAUGCUAUGCAAAAAUAUUAUGUGUGAUUCUAAUGGAUCAGCAUGUGUUCUUUAA
Plasmodium gonderi is the source of this 1521-nucleotide messenger RNA. RefSeq lists its product as hypothetical. The transcript is spliced from 10 exons. The coding region runs from base 1 to 1521 and encodes 506 amino acids. The record is from RefSeq and is a predicted model, not a curated record. Lineage: Eukaryota; Apicomplexa; Aconoidasida; Haemosporida; Plasmodiidae.